AUGAACAAAUAUUCCACUAUUUUUGAACAAAGAGUGGGAUGCAUUCCAAAUGUUGUUUGUUCACUUAAACUCAAAGAGAAAACCAAACCCAUUUACGUAAGAGAACGAGAAGUCCCAUUUGCACUGCGUGAGAAAGUUGAAAAAGAACUAGAUGAACUCGAAAAUGACGGAAUAAUUUCAAAAGUAAAUACAAGCGAUUGGGGUUCACCGUUGGUGAUAAUUCCAAAACCCGAUGGUAAGGUGCGACUAUGUGUGGAUUACAAAGUUGGUGUAAACCCUCAGCUCGAAACAGCUCAUUAUCCGAUUAAACGAAUCGAUGAACUUUUGAAUCAGUUACGAAAUUCAAAAUAUUUUUGUCGUUUGGAUUUAUACAAGGCAUAUUUACACGUUUUAGUCGAUGAAGAAAGCAAGCAAGUACAAACUAUAUCAACACACAGAGGCACGUAUCGAAUGAACCGUUUAUCUUUUGGCAUUAAAACAGCUCCUAGUGAAUUCAAUAGAAUACUAGACCAAAUACUUCAAGGAUUAGAAGGUACGUUAUCUUAUUUUGAUGAUAUUAUUAUUCAUGGUGCAACAGUUACUGAAUGCAAAGAACGAUUAAUUAAUUGUUUCGAAAAAUUACAAAAGUACGAUUUACAUGUAAACAAAAAUAAAUGUGAAUUUUUCAAAACAGAAAUUCGAUAUUUAGGCUAUGUUAUACGUAAAAAUGAAAUUCUAAAGUCACCAGAUAAAGUUCAAGCUAUUAAAGAUAUGUCACGGCCCAAGAAUUCAGAUGAAGUACGUGCAUUUUUGGGUAUGAUUACUUACUAUUCAAAAUUCAUUCCUGAUCUUUCGACAAUAACUUUUCCUUUGCGACAAUUACCUCAAAAAAAUUAUAAAUUUAAGUGGUCAAAAUCGUGCGAAUUAGCAUUUAUUAAACUCAAAGAGGAAAUUAUGAGCAAUCGUGUAUUAACUCCUUAUGAUCCACAGUUACAGACUACUUUAGCAUGUGAUGCGAGUCCUGUUGGAAUAGCAGCUGUUUUGUCACAGAUUGAUGAGGGUGUAGAACGACCAAUUGCAUUUAUAUCUCGAUCACUAACACUGUCAGAACAAAAUUAUAGCCAACUCGACCGCGAAGCACUAGCUAUUGUUUUUGCCAUUGAUAAAUUUUACAUGUAUCUAUAUGGAAGAGAAUUUAUUUUGAUCACAGAUAAUAAACCAUUAACCAGAAUUUUUCAUCAACAUUCAAAAAUCCCAGCAAUGACAUCAUCUAGACUUCUAAGGUAUGCUUCGUUCCUUCAAGGAUUUAACUACAAAAUUCAACAUAAAAAAGCAGAGGAACAUCUUCAUGUAGAUUGCUUGUCGCGAAACCUUUCAACCGAUUCAUUUCAAAAAUUUAAAUUUUUCCUUGACGACGAAAUCAAAGACCUUCAAGACCAAAUUAUCAAUCAAAUAUCAACCGUGUUGUUAACAGCAACAUCUAUAGCGAAGGAAACAGAAAAAGAUUCAAAAUUGUCGAAACUUAAACAGGAUUUACUUAAAGGCCAAAUAGAAAACCCAGAUUAUUCUUUACAAGAUGGUGUUAUUUUUAAAGGAAAUCGCGUCGUUAUUCCAAACACUCUUCAAGACGAAGUCCUUAAAGAAUUGCAUCGUACUCAUAUCGGAAUUAUGAAAAUGAAACAACUGGCUCGUAAAUAUUGCUAUUGGAAUGGAAUAGACUCAAGCAUAGAAAAACUCGUCAGGUCUUGUGAAAAAUGUGCUCUUUGUAAGAAUAGUCCUCCUCAGAUCACUACUCAUCAUUGGGGUGAACCAAAUGCUAAUUUCGAUAGAGUACAUAUUGAUUACGCUGGUCCAUUGCAAGGUUAUAAUUUCUUCGUUCUAAUCGAUGCAAAAUCAAAGUGGCCAGAAAUCAAAGUUACAAAUUCAGCUCCUACAUCAGAGGUAACUAUCAAAUUUCUUCAAGACAUUGUAGCAACACAUGGUCUACCAAAAGUUAUUGUAUCAGAUAACGCUUCGAUUUUUCAAAGCAAUGAAUUCAAAGCAUACUGUAAGGAAAAUGGUAUAAUGCAAAAAUUUAUAGCGCCAGGACAUCCAGCUACAAACGGGUUAGCCGAACGAUAUAUUAAAACAUUAAAAUCAAAAUUAAACGCGAUGUCAGAAGAAGAAGGCUCAAUACAUAAUAAAGUACGUGAAAUAUUAUAUCGUUAUAGAGCAACACCUUUAUCAAAUGGUAAAAGUCCAGCACAACAAUAUCUUGGAAGAGAGAUGAGAAUCAAAUUAAAUUGCCUACGUCCUGUUAAAUAUGAAAAAUCUUCCAACGAAAAAGUCAACUCAAUUCGAAAUUUAAGUGUGAGAGAUAGAGUUCACUCAAGAUUUUACUCAAACGGAAAGCCAGCUUGGAAAUUUGGAGUUGUUAAGAAAAAGUUUGGUCAACUGCAUUAUGAAAUCGAGCUCGACAAUGGAUAUGUAUUAAAACGCCAUAUAAACCAAUUAUACAAAUCAGAAGUGGUUUUACCCGAAAAGGAAAAUACUAUUCAAGAAGAUCAACCGAAAAGAAGUGAUCCAAGUAUAGAUGAAAUACAAAUUCAAUUUGAGCAAGUUCCAGUAAUUCCAGGAAGUUUUGAAGUUCGAGGACAAUCAGGAAUAGAGACAAUGAACAUUCCUGAAAAUCGAAUACACACAGACAUAGAACCAAGCAACAUUCCUGUUCCAAAUCGAAGAACGAAUAGAAACCGACGGCGGCCAGGAUAUCUUCAAGAUUAUGAAUAA
Messenger RNA from Eupeodes corollae, 2748 nucleotides. RefSeq lists its product as uncharacterized. Gene Ontology annotation, biological process: DNA integration. Gene Ontology annotation, molecular function: nucleic acid binding. The transcript has a single exon. Bases 1 to 2748 code for a protein of 915 amino acids. Lineage: Eukaryota; Metazoa; Arthropoda; Insecta; Diptera; Syrphidae. The record is from RefSeq and is a predicted model, not a curated record.